CAGGGCCUUCAACUCUUGGCUCGUGACACCAGAGCACGCUGAGAGACAGCUCGAGCCCUCAGCUCUCUCUCGCCUCCAUCUUGCAGAGUCACCCCCUCCUCCGCCAGACAUGUCGUGCUACAGCCCGUGCCAGACAGCCGCCUGCGGCCCAGCCCCGCUUGCCAACAGCUGCAACGAGCCGUGUGUUCUUCGUUGUGCCGACUCCAGCGUUGCGAUCCAGCCCCCACCGGUCGUGGUGACGCUGCCGGGCCCAAUCCUCAGCUCCUUCCCUCAGAGCACAGCCGUGGGAUCCACAGCGUCCGCUGCCGUGGGGAGCUCUCUCAGCGCCGGCAGUGUGCCCAUCGGCGCUGGGGGCUCCCUGGGCCUGGGGGGCUUUGGGUGGUCAGGGCUGGGCCGUGGGCUCUGUGGGACUCUGGGACGUGGCAAUCUCUUCUGCUAAAGCCCGUGGAUCACCUGCCUGUGCAUGAGCACCACGGGCCUUGAAGGCAGCCCUGGAGCCAGCCCUGAGGGCAUGGCCACGGUCUGCAGAGGAGCCGAGUUCCCACCAACUUCUCCUCCUCAUCGCCCGCCCUCUUUCCCCUGCUGACUAUCCCUGGUCUUCUGCUAUCACUGAGCUUUACUGAGAAUGUCCAAAGGGCAUUGCUGAAACUCUCAGCUGUCGCUUGUUCUUCUCCUUUUCUCAUUAAAGGCAUUGAGCAUCA
This is a messenger RNA of Tympanuchus pallidicinctus (lesser prairie-chicken), 701 nucleotides long. Its product is annotated as beta-keratin-related protein. The transcript has a single exon. The record is from RefSeq and is a predicted model, not a curated record. Gene Ontology annotation, cellular component: intermediate filament. NCBI's taxonomy places the organism in Eukaryota, Metazoa, Chordata, Aves, Galliformes, Phasianidae. Gene Ontology annotation, molecular function: structural constituent of cytoskeleton. Bases 110 to 439 code for a protein of 109 amino acids.